Messenger RNA from Notechis scutatus (mainland tiger snake), 3717 nucleotides. The record is from RefSeq and is a predicted model, not a curated record. NCBI's taxonomy places the organism in Eukaryota, Metazoa, Chordata, Lepidosauria, Squamata, Elapidae.
CUCAGGGGGAGCGCGCAGCGUUGAGUCAAAGCCGUUUGGAGCCUGCAUGAAAUAUUAGCGGCAAUUGUGCUUACUCAUAAGUAGUAGCCUUUUAUCUCCUCCUCCCCUUUUUUGUUCCUUUUUCUUUUUCCAAUGCCGUGUCAUUUGUGUUCCAACAGGGGUGUGACUUCAGAUUCUGCUCUCCUCCCUGUUUAGGUCCCUCAUUACUUCAGGCGCGCUUCAUAUUGGAAUAGAAGUGGUAGCAAAACUUAAGACGCCGGCUUUCUGGACAGAUUUGUGUGAGCUGCGAGAGGAAACUCCUUCGUCCUUGGGUACAAGAUCUGGAAGCGGGAGCAAUGGCCAAGUUCUGGUUGUGUGCAGCCGUUGGAUUUUACGUCUUGCUGCCGCUUUGUGCAGCCCGAAUGGAUUUGAAUAUAAGUUGUAGAUAUGCAGGUGUUUUCCAUGUAGAGAAGAAUCAACGCUACAGUCUUACGAGAGAAGAGGCUGUUCAGCUUUGCGAAGCACUUAAUAGUACCAUCCCAACAUUUGAACAAAUGCAAGAAGCCUUUACCCUCGGUUUUGAAACUUGCAGAUAUGGUUAUAUAGAAGACAAAAUCGUACUUCCCCGGCAUACUCCUUAUUAUCUCUGUGCAGCAAACAACACAGGAAUUUAUGUACUUUCCUCAAAUAUUUCUGACCGAUACGAUACAUAUUGCUUCAAUUCAUCAGAAUCAAGAGAUGUUGCUUGCGAGCCAGUGAAAAAGUUAUAUUCUGCUUUGCCUAAUAAUAACAGCAGUAUUGAAAUUUUCAAUGCUGAUGGAUCACGGUAUUUUGAAGGAAAGAAGGUUACAGAAAGCCCACCAGUUACUGAAGAUGACAGCAGUGUGGGCAGUGGUUCUGCAAUUGGCAGAGGAACUGUAGAUCAUAGUGACUUCACACCAGAGGAGGAUACCACAACAUUUACACCAGCAUAUGAAAGAGAAGACCACCAUUAUCUGCAUCCAGGAAAUCCUGAAGAUCAAAAUCCCCAGGAUCCUACUGAAGAAAAUUCAAAUCAUGGAAAGCAUCAUGGAAAUUCUAGUCAAGAUCAGCAAAUCACUGAAGAUUUUCCAUUAUGGUGGCCACCUGAAGAACAUCAAGGAAUGCAGAAUGCAACCUCCAGUGAGGAUCCUAGUUUUGAAGAUGAUGAUGAUGAUGGUGGUGGUGAUGAAGAAGAAGGGUCUGGGCAAAAAAAUCCUGAAACAGUUCUUGAGUGGGACAACAGUGGUGAUAAGGAACUUCAGACGUCAAAUACCACUGUGAACUCCAGCAAAGAUAUCAAACAAGAAGAAUCAGCCCACAAUAUAUUGCUACCUGCUGUACAUUCUGGAAAGGAAAGUGAAGUCAGUUACUCAACAAAUGACACAAGUGCGGAUGUCCUACCUGGAAUUGUUGAACAAUAUUCAACCACUACCGCUGUGUCCUCCAGUGAUGAUUUCUUCAAGCAGGAAGACUCAAAGCAGCCUCAACUGGAAGGUGCAUCUUCUGAACUGGUAAUUGAAGAAACAGUAUCCCCCGCAAUCAAUACUUCAGAUGUGUUACAUCCAGUAUUUCUCCCUUCUGAAGAAAAAGAAAAUAUCCUGGAAAAAGAAUCUUUUCAUCACCCAGUUACAUUCUUCAAUGGAAGUAUUGAACAUGAAGAAGAACAUCAACAUCAGCCAUCAGCUGUUGAUACAGUUGCACAAAGGAAUCAAAGUUCUGUUGCAAACAGGACAAUCCUACAAAUCCUGCGUGAUGUCCUAAAAGUACUUGUAACUUCAAGGGACAGCUAUUAUGAAAAUGCAUCUUCUCAGUCAGCAGUAGUUUCCAGUGUUAGCACUGACUCUGAAGUUCCGACUCGUGAUUCAUUAUUACACUUAAAGAAUAGUGAAGAAAGAUAUCACACAAACACAUCUAGAGAGCAAUUGCUGCCUGGAAUUCUUCAUCCAACUGCAACAACUGUAGUCUCCAAGGAGAAAGGCAAAGGCAACGAAACCACACAAAAUCCAUUUUAUGACAUCCAUCCAGGACUGGACAAUAAAAAGGAUCUCACUGAGAACAAAACUAGGGAUGAUGUUCAAUCUGAAAUUAUUCAGAUUGAGAGAAAGCCUGAAUUGGAAACAACUCAGACAGCUAUGAUUUCCACUGAACCUGAUGAUUAUAAGGAUUCUACCCAAGAUCCAUUGAUUAAGGAAGAUCCUGAUUUGAAAGAAAAACUUCACCCUACAAAUUCAUCAAUAAAUGAUUUCAUACCUGGAAUUAAUAAUCUCCCAGACAAUGUGCAAGAGAACAAAACAUCGCAUACAGUUGCCAUACUCAAGGAUCUUGAAGAUUCAGCUCAAUCACCAUUGCCUCCUAUUUACCAGCCAGACUGGAUCAGUGAAGAAAAACCUACUAAUACUUCCAGUAAUGACAUGGAAAUCAGUAAACAUCAUGAAAAUGAACGUGAUUCUUAUGAAGAUAUGGGCUUUUAUGGGACCAAAGAAGAUCCAACCUCAGAACCAGUGAGGCAAUGGGUUAGUGAAGACAAGUAUACUGCAAAACCCACAAUGGAUGUGUUAUAUCCCGGAAUUGUUCCUCGAAGAGGAAUAAAUGAAAAAAAUAAAACUGAUCAUACAGUUGUGGCCUCCAGUGAUGGAGACAAAAAUGAAAAAUCAGAUCUUGGUCCAAAGUGGCAUCCUACAUGGACCAGUGAUGAUGAAAAUGUUAUAAAUAACAGUCAAGAUCCUAUAAACAGACAUCCACCUUCCACAGACAGUCCUGAUCCAAACAAACACAGUGUAGUGAGAGACAAAAAUGUGACACCUUUGCCGGAAGAGUCAGGAAACAAUCAACCCCGAAUGGCUCAUAUACCAGAUUGGCUUAUUGUAGUUGCUUCUCUUUUGGCCCUGGCAUUGAUUCUUGGUGUUUGCAUUGCUGUAAACAGUCGAAGGAGAUGUGGGCAGAAGAAGAAGCUUGUGAUUAACAAUGGCAAAGGAGGCAUAGAUGAGAAAAAGAAAGAUGGAUUAAAUGGAGAAGCCAGCAAAUCUCAGGAAAUGGUGCAUUUGGUACAAAAAGAGAAAUCAGAAGACCAAAAGGGCCCACAUGAUGAAUUCCAGGCAAUUGAUGAAACACAGAACCAACAGUAUGGGCCCUUGAAGAGUGACAUGUAGGAAGGCUGGCCAAUCAAAUUGAAUCAGAGUUGUGGGAAACAAAAAGCAUCAUACUGAACUGGGACUAGAACUCAGAAAUGCAAUGAGCUACUGAUCUCUUUAAAGCAUAAUUAAGCAUACAUUUUCUUGGUUUUUUUUUCUUUUGUAAUGGUCAGCUACAAAAAUAAUAUGUCAUUUUUGGUUUUGCCCAACAUUGCAUCACUUUGCCCAGUUUUAAAUUAGUGAUCAUCAUCUUAUUGCUAGCAUUUGUUCCCUAAUUGCAGUCUGUUUGUUAAGGCAAAACACCAAAAUUUAUUUUGCCUGACCUACAGAAUUUUUGGACUUUCCAGAAUCUGCAGCCAUUAAAGCAUUAUAGUAAAAUGUAUUCCCACGGAAUUCACAUUGAUAGGCUAUCUUGAGGUUUGACACAUAGAUUUUGGAAUUCAAUUUUUAUUGGUCAGUUACAAAAUUGUCAGAUUUAUUAAAUCUCAUUAAUGUUUCAAUAUUUUGGAAUUACAUGUUGUAAUAGUUAAAUAUGAAAAGCAUGUUUUUACACAUUCCACAGAUCUUCACCAUUGUUAAAAUCACA